Molecule: messenger RNA, 477 nt
Organism: Laetiporus sulphureus 93-53
Lineage: Eukaryota; Fungi; Basidiomycota; Agaricomycetes; Polyporales; Laetiporaceae
Exons: 3
Coding region: 1-477 (158 amino acids)
Source: RefSeq, a predicted model, not a curated record
AUGCAGGUGGUGCUGGUGCAAAAGAAUAUGUGGGAGCAGGUGAACAUAGAGGUGGAGGUGAAUGAAGGGGUCACACCAGAGGAGGCAUUGAGCAAGAUGCUGCAAAAGCAGAUAAAGGACAAGAUGGCCAAGGUGUGGGUGGAGAUCAUACUCCAGGUGGAAGAGGACCAGCUGGAACUUCUGGAAGAAGAGAAGAACCAUCAUGAGUGCUGGUUCAAGUUACGCAACACCCACAGGGCAAAGGGGUUUAUCACAGAGUUGGCCAAUGUAAAGGGUAUGGUGAGGGUGCUAAAAGAGGUCAAUGUCGAGGUCAAUGAAACUCAGAAAGUGUUGGUCCUGGUCAUGGGACUGAUGGACAAGUAUGGCAUGAAGAUCCUGAAUGAGGAGAUGAGGCAUGGUGGACCAGAUGGUGCGAGUGAGCCAGAGAUGGUGACAUGGGAUCAGGAGGUGCCAAGUCAAAGAAGCAAGGCCCUGUGA